CCCAGAGUGUUUACAACUCGUAAUGAGCUGGUGAAUGAAAAGAAAGUCCUGAAGUAGAAGGACGUCGCGUAGUCUCCUAUGUCACUCGUACUCUCCGGCUUUAGAUGAAACUUUAAUACCGUCGAGGAGAAGCGUGUGUACAGACAAACUGCGAGCGGAACCACCGGACAAGCAAGCCACAACACAGACUAGUGGGUGCUGUGAUGUCCUCGACCCCCAGCAGACUCAAACACCCACAUUGCAGGAAGAAGCACUAUCCUAGUAGCACUUACCUCACCCACGUCUGACAGCCAACCGCUGGACACAAGGGACUUAGACCCCAGGUAGAGGACUUGACAGAAGAGACUGAUACACACAGAGAAAUGUCUGACUCAGCUGGAGGUGGUGAAAGUGGAGGUGUGGCAGGUGCGGGGCAGGAUGCAGAAGCGGAUAAUGAGCCCCCCCAACGGGCCCUACCUUUACCUGAAGGUGACUGCUUAGAGGUUGGACAGACCUCAGAGGAAGGGGCCCCUCCUGCUGCCAAGCGGCUCAGGAUGAGCGGGAAGGAACAGGGGCUGGGACAAGUUGCAGAGUCCGUUGAGAUGCAUGGAGAAACACCAGCACAGGCUGGCUUGUUGCUGGAAGACCCAGACCCAGCCCCACCAGCACAAAGUACAGGAGAGCCACGACAAUGUGGGGAGAAAGGUCAAGGAGAGGAAGAGGUGCCUGUCAGUCAGGAAGCUGCAGAAGAAUGCCACGAGAAUGGAGAUGGAGGGCACGAUGAAGAAGGAGAGACAAAACCAGAGGAGGAGCGCAACACUAACGGAUCUGCAGACAGUCCCAGUGAAGGGCAGCACCUUGGAUUAGAUUUUACCCAGAACCCCCAGAUGCUGACAGGUUCCUGGACUGAUUACUCCAGCCUCCCAGAGAAUUACCUUAAAGGCUGCAAGUGGGCCCCUGAUGGUUCCUGUAUCCUGACCAACAGUGCAGACAAUGUGCUCCGUGUUUACAACCUCCCUCCAGAGAUUUACAGCUACAACUGGGACUUGCUUCCAGAGAUGAGUCCAGUGCUGAGGAUGGCGGAGGGAGACACCAUCUACGACUACUGCUGGUACCCCAAGAUGAACUCUCUGGAUCCUGACACAUGCUUCUUAGCCAGCAGCAGCCGUGACAACCCAGUCCACGUAUGGGAUGCAUUUUAUGGGGAGGUGCGAGCCAGUUUCCGACCCUACAAUCACCUGGAUGAGCUGACGGCGGCGCACUCCCUCUGCUUCUCGCCCGACGGCACGCAGCUCUACUGUGGCUUUGACAAAACCGUCAGAGUCUUCUACACUGAGCGUCCCGGCAGAGACUGUGAGGAGCGGCCCACAGUAGUGAAGAAGCAAGGCCAAAGUGGCAUCAUCUCCUGCUUUGGCUUCAGCCCUUGCCAGUCUGUUUACGCCUGUGGCUCUUACUCCCGCUGCGCUGGCCUCUACUCCUGCCAAGACGGCACCCUGCUGGCUCUGCUGCCGACCCGCCACCACGGAGGCCUCACCCAUCUGCUCUUCUCCCCUGACGGCAACUACCUGUACACUGGCGGGCGCAAGGAUCCAGAAAUCCUGUGUUGGGAUUUAAGAGAGCCGGGAAAGGUUGUGUUUUCACUUAAGAGGAACGUUGCCACUAACCAACGCAUCUACUUUGACCUGGACCUGUCAGGCAGGUACCUGCUGAGCGGGGACACAGAGGGAGUGGUGUCAGUAUGGGACACCCAGACAGCUCCUCCUGAUGGUAAUGAGGAGCUACUGCAACCUCAGAUGAGGUUCCAGGCUCACUGGGACUGUACCAAUGGCAUCAGUAUUCAUCCCUUCAUGCCGUUGUUGGCGACCUCCAGCGGCCAGCGGCAGUUCCCGUGGCCCGGCGACAGCGAGGGUGACUCGGCCUCCGACGGCGAGGGAGGUGAAGCGGUGAUGUCACCGCAGGAGAUCCGCCAAGACAACACCCUGUCUCUGUGGUGGGCCGGACCUCUCAGCCCCGCCACGGAGGGGGACCAGGAGCCGAGCACAGUGGGGGUGGAGGCCUGAGGCUGUCUUAGUUCAGCCAGCUUACACAAAUUGAGUUACACCUGCCAUGUGAUGUUUAUUUUGGGAAUGUUUGAUGUGGAUAAAACUAAUUAUAGGUCAGUCAGAUCCUUUUUCCAUCAGCAACAUAAAGUCCUGAGGUGGAGAAGCAUUGUUUUAAACAGCCGGUUUACUUAAACAUUACACAUUUACACACACACACACACACACACACACACACACACAGUCCAAAUAAAUUUCUGAAAUUGAAUCUUAACAUAUCACCUGCAAGUUUACAAGUAGUACAUUAGUCAGCAGAGUUCAUUUGGUAGGAUGAUGAAACACUGCACAGCAGGUCAGUUCAGAGCAGAAUUUCAGGAUUCUGUGUUUGAAGACCUUGUUGUUUUAAUGCCAAAUAGAAUUGGGAACCGUAUGCUAAGACUGUGGUCGAUGCUAAAAGCAAGGUUUUCUUUGGAACCUUACUCAGGUUGAGGCGAGAAGUAGAUUGCAUAAGAAGUAGAUUGGGGCUCAAAUCUUGUUGUGGAAUUUGUGAUUGAACUUUUUUUUUUUGUUGUUGAAAGAUGACGUAAUGAGUCUUUAACAAAGCUCGUGUUUACCUGCUUUUUAAUGCAGAACCCUGUCCUAAUUGGAAUAAUCUGGUGAAAUUUACAGGCUUGACUGAGGUAUGAUCGCACCUCCAAUCUGAGCUGUAUUUGUGGGAGUGUUAGUUUACGUGUGUGUGUGGCUGUAACGCUGCCCUGGAGAUUCUUAACUGCUAUAGUUACAAUAAGUGCCAUUUGUUCUUGAGCUUUGCUUUUGUAAACUGAUGGGAUCUCCUGUUUUUACCUUCUUUUUUAAACUACUGGACGCACCAAGUCGUUGUGUCUCUCUGUGCAUGCCCACAAAGUGUAUAUUUUUGUAAAGCCAUGACGUCAAUUCUGAUUUUCGAAUGUACACUCUGUAAGCAGCUAGCUUGAUUACUGUAACCUCAUAAUCUGUGAAAGUCUUUGAUUAGUGGGUGCACCUGGGGAAACAAUACAAUGUCUUACUUUUUUUUUUCUACAGGAUGUGCUCAGAUUGAAUUUGGACCUGUGUGAGUGGUAAUGUGGCAGCACAAAACAACAUUGUGUUUGAAUAAUUGCAUUAAUAAUGUACUGCAGUGAUUUGCUAAAUGCUUUUGUUGCCGUCAGUGGGGAAUUCAUUCCCGUCAGCUUUGCUGCAGGGUUUCUUUGCAGGUUGGUCGGAGGCUCAGCACACUCUAACCAAAGCCUUGUUUCUUUAGACACUGAUAAAUCUCUUUGAGUUCGAUGCCUCUGCUGAUUCAGGUUUCACUUCUUGGAACUCAAAUUUGUUGCCAAGCAAUAGUGGCUGCAACCUGGUGGCUAUUAUUACACAAUACUAUACAAAUUUAGGCUGUACCAGGAAGUAUUAGGAACCAUGUAGGCCUUGACGAUGUCACAUAAGUCUCUAGGUAGCUGUGUCUGCAACAGGUGUCUCUCUGGUGGUUUUAUUGAAGCGGGAGUGAAUUAAAAGCAUAUCUCUUCACAUAUUCACGCUCUUAUUC
Molecule: messenger RNA, 3579 nt
Organism: Toxotes jaculatrix (banded archerfish)
Lineage: Eukaryota; Metazoa; Chordata; Actinopteri; Toxotidae
Gene: wrap53
Product: WD repeat containing, antisense to TP53
Exons: 11
Coding region: 363-2039 (558 amino acids)
Biological process (GO): Cajal body organization
Cellular component (GO): Cajal body
Molecular function (GO): protein binding; RNA binding
Source: RefSeq, a predicted model, not a curated record